AGUUGCUCAGAAAUCAAAACCUUCGCUUUUCGAUAACCUACCAGACACAAGGAACCCAGACCACCUUCCGUUCCUGACUUGUUUGGAGAGCUUCCAGAAGCACAGAAUGACCUGAAGGCAGAGAAACGCAAGUGGCCAAACCAGAAUGGGUCCAAGGACCACGAGGAGAAGAAGCCGUGUAAAGGAUUUGUGACCUUAAAAGGCUAUGCUGCAGAGAGAAAAGGCGAACGAGAAGAAAUGCAGGAUGCACAUGUUAUAAUUGACGAUUUCACAGCAAGUUUUACACAGCUACCUUCAGAAGUAUCUCGAUUGUCAUACUUUGCUGUCUUCGAUGGCCAUGGUGGCGUACGAGCAUCCAAGUAUGCAGCGCAGAAUCUUCACCUCAAUCUCACCAGGAACUUUCCCAAAGGAGAAGUGAGUAAUAUGGAAAAGGCCAUCAAGAAGUGCCUUCUAAUGACCUUUAAGCAGACAGACGAAGGUUUUCUUAAGCAAGCAUCGAGCCAAAAACCUGCCUGGAAAGAUGGAUCCACUGCUACAUGUGUUUUGCUGGUGGACAGAGAUUUGUAUGUUGCAAACCUUGGUGACAGCAGGGCUAUUCUCUGUCGAUUCAGUGAGACAAGCGGGAAACUGACAUCCAUGCCACUGAUGAAGGAACAUAAUCCAACCCAAUAUGAUGAAAGAAUGAGAAUCCAGAAAGCAGGGGGGACAGUGAGGGAUGGUCGUGUGAUGGGCAUGCUGGAGGUAUCGCGCUCCAUCGGAGAUGGGCAGUACAAGCACUGUGGCGUUAUCUCAGUACCAGAUGUCAGACGCUGUCCGUUAACAUCCAACGACAGAUAUUCUGUUCAGAAUACAAGUAGGACUUGUGUGCAGAUGGGUUCAUUCUCCUGGCUUGCGAUGGAUUAUUCAAAGUCUUUUCCCCGGAAGAAGCCAUCCUCUUUGUUACAGCAAUACUCGAGGAUGAGACCCUCACUGCAAGGAUGGGGAAAACUUCACAGGAUGUGCGGUUUGAAGCUGCCUGUAACAGACUGGCUAAUGAGGCUGUCCGCCGGGGCUCUGCUGACAACGUGACCAUCAUUUUGGUAGCUAUCGGACACUAGCUGCCGAGGAACUCCCUUCACUUUGAACAUCCUGCAAGUUAUCGCAGGUGACCAGGAGGGAUUGCUGAUCCCAGAAAGAAAAGACUAAACAAACUCAGGCCACUUAUGAAACUUGAUAAUAAAAUGCAUAUCUUUAUCUACCCACCUGAUCUCAUCAUCCUGUCACUGACCAACACUCCUACAUGUAAACCUCCAUGCACCUGACUAGCUGCAUAGCUGUUGACCCAAAACUGUGCUUAGUGAGAUGAGCUGACUUGAAGAGCUUUUCCCCAAUGAAAUAAAUGCACAGAAGUAUAAAACUGAUCCUGGAGCACCUAUAGCUAUAGUGACACGUGGAAAAGCUGGUCUCCCAGAAUUUAACUGGCCUCAACUAGGGCCAGAGGUUGAGUUGAGAAAUAUAAUGCAGAUAGCUCUGCCAGAAAAGAGACUUUAAUGUUGUUUUCCCAGGACCUAGAUUGCAACGUUUGCGAGUUGAAUUUUCUGAUUUUUUUUUCCAUGCUGUUGUUACUGUCACCUUGUUUGUUUGUGUCGUGCUGGUGUUGAGGACUGUGUGUAUUGAUUAGAUUCUGGAUAAAGUCAAUUCUUUUGCAAAUA
Molecule: messenger RNA, 1691 nt
Organism: Pristis pectinata (smalltooth sawfish)
Lineage: Eukaryota; Metazoa; Chordata; Chondrichthyes; Rhinopristiformes; Pristidae
Gene: ilkap
Product: integrin-linked kinase-associated serine/threonine phosphatase
Exons: 11
Coding region: 238-1068 (276 amino acids)
Biological process (GO): protein dephosphorylation
Molecular function (GO): protein serine/threonine phosphatase activity; cation binding
Source: RefSeq, a predicted model, not a curated record